Messenger RNA from Mugil cephalus (flathead mullet), 1496 nucleotides. RefSeq names its product map3k7 C-terminal like (gene map3k7cl). Gene Ontology annotation, cellular component: cytosol; nucleus. Lineage: Eukaryota; Metazoa; Chordata; Actinopteri; Mugiliformes; Mugilidae. The transcript has 5 exons. Bases 418 to 849 code for a protein of 143 amino acids. The record is from RefSeq and is a predicted model, not a curated record.
CGGACGGCAUUCCUCCACUGCCUGCGCCCUGUAUUGCUCCUCGCCGCAUGGCUGCAGUCCGUGUUUAACAUGCCCGUGCCCACCCAGACUUGAGCAGCUGGAGUCCUUCUGAGUGAGAUACGUUUAGCGGACAUGUACAUGUUGGAAAACGCGCGCUUUACAGAAUACUUUAUAAUCUAGUCUCAAGACAGACGGGGAGGUCAACAUUCGGGGUGAUAGUUGUGACAUCUUUGUUGGAUUUGCGCAAGGGCGCAGCAGCUGAGACGCAAAACCGUCAGCCACUUCUUUUGAACAGACCUCCACACUGGUGUGACAGGGAACGGACAGCUAUCCUUAUCGAGGACGCACGCCACUUCCUGAUCUUAAACUUCAACGUAAGAUAAUUUCUGGCUCGGGAUCGUGCAGUUUCAGGGAUAAAUGAUCACCUCAACCAGAAGAGUGUCUCCUGAUAAAUCUGAAGUACGGAUCGCCUUCAGCCUCGACAACACAUCAGAUGUAAAAGAUGUGGAGGACCUCUCGCAGACUUUCCCAGAUCUUGAACAGCGAUUGCAGCCGGUGCCUCCUUGUGUGUCUCUGAGAGAGAGCGUGCAGGUGUACAAGGAACACUGCAGGAUGGCCAGAGAGUUCCACCAGGUCAAACAUGAGAUUACUGUGCUUGAGGACCGCAAGCGUAAGCUGCUGGCGGAGCUGGUGGAGGAUGAGAAGGUUGCCGUGGAGAUCGCUCGCCUCGAGGAGGAGUUUCGCCGUCUAACGGAGGAGAACCGCACCUUGGUGACGGUCCACAACGAGCGCGCUCAGCAGCUGGAGCGACUCUGUCUGACCGAUCGGACGAGACACGACUCCUUGUGACCUCUGACCUCUGCAGAACCUGAGACCACCUGACUUCCAGCUGACGCCAGCGAUAAAGGCUCAGCUAGUGCUCACUGUAAACAACUGCAGUCUGUGAAUCAGCUAAUUACACAGAAAGGUGCUGUGUUUAUUCAUGUCUGAGUCAUUUUCCUGAACCACAGGCGUACAGUUAUAAUCAUUGUGAAGUUGUCUCAGUGAUCCCACUAAGCUGGGACGCACUUUUCUGGGGGCCUGAUGCAAUAGCUCCCGGGUUUAUAUUCACUUAACGUCAGCUGCCGCGAAUGCGACCAGAUGCUCUGAGAUCUGUCUUGUCUCAGGUCCUGUGGCGACUCAAACCUUUUACCUGAGGUCCGUCUGGGAAGACGAAGGUGUUGCAAUAUGGUCCAAAUGUUGUAUUUCAAGGAGUGUCUAACCUCCCCUCCCUCCCUCUCCCCCCCACACAGUGUCAGGAAUUUGGAAAUGACAGUUUGCGAGGAACAGAAAAAGAAGAAGGGUGAUAAUCCAUUUCAUGCGACGCUGUAUGAGUUGUACAUUUUAUUUUUUUUGGUCUAGUGUAGCGUGUGCCUGUAGAAGAGGAAGUGUGCGGUAAGAUAAACAGUUCCUUAUUGUCCUCGUCCUAUAAUAAAAUGCGUAUUAUUUUAACAUCA